Molecule: messenger RNA, 495 nt
Organism: Trypanosoma cruzi
Lineage: Eukaryota; Euglenozoa; Kinetoplastea; Trypanosomatida; Trypanosomatidae
Product: spliceosomal U5 snRNP-specific protein, putative
Exons: 1
Coding region: 1-495 (164 amino acids)
Biological process (GO): mRNA splicing, via spliceosome
Cellular component (GO): U4/U6 x U5 tri-snRNP complex; spliceosomal complex; U5 snRNP
Source: RefSeq, a predicted model, not a curated record
AUGGCCGAGGUAAAGCUCCUGCACUCCGCGUGGGACGUUGACCGCCACAUUGUCCUGGAGGGAGAAAAACUUGUGUUGAUUCGCUUCAGCCAUUACGAUUCACCACCGCAGCCGCUGUCGGCUGGAGGCGAUCCCAGCGGUGGGGGGCCGAUGGUGCACUUCACCGCCACGCGGCAGAUGGACGAGGUGCUUAGCGCCCUUGCCCCCAAGGUGCGCAAGUACUGUGUCAUGUACGCCGUGUCGACAGCGGAGGUGCCGGAGUUUAAUGUGAUGUACGAACUGGGCCACGACCGGGAACCCUUUGCUGUGAUGUUCUUUUUCCGCAACACACACAUUCGCGUCGACGUGGGCACGGGUAACAAUAACAAGAUCAACUUUUUCAUUGAGGCGGAGGAUUUGCUGCCCAUCAUUGACGCCGCGUACCGAGCCGGUAGGAGCGGGAAGACUAUCACCAGCUCAGAGAAGAAGUUCACGACAGCCGCGGUGCGUCGGUGA